Spodoptera litura is the source of this 3846-nucleotide messenger RNA. RefSeq names its product glutamate receptor 1. Gene Ontology annotation, cellular component: membrane. Gene Ontology annotation, molecular function: signaling receptor activity; ligand-gated monoatomic ion channel activity. The record is from RefSeq and is a predicted model, not a curated record. Gene Ontology annotation, biological process: monoatomic ion transport. NCBI's taxonomy places the organism in Eukaryota, Metazoa, Arthropoda, Insecta, Lepidoptera, Noctuidae.
CUCAGGUUUGCACACAGCAUCCCGACACUUUAUCGCCUUAAAUUCCUUAUUAAAUAACGAAACUCGUUUAAAUAACAUAAACGUUACUAUGUUAUUUUGUAAAUAAAAAAUAUAAGAUCACGCAAAGGUCGUUUCCAAAAAUGGUGGUUUUUAGUUAUUACGCGACGCGUUAUGCCGGUUUGUUGUUGUUAAACGCAGUGUUACUGUCAGCACAGCCUCUUACAGUUGAGAAAAUUGCAGUUGGUGCAAUAUUCGACCAGAAUACUGAAGAAAUUCAAAAUGUCUUCAAGUACGCGAUGACCAUACACAAUCAGAACAUAAGCAGCCGUCGAUUAGAACUGCAGGCAUAUGUCGAUGUAAUCAACACUGCUGACGCUUUCAAACUGUCUCGACUAAUAUGCAACCAGUUCGCGCGGGGCGUGUUCGCUAUGCUCGGUGCGGUCACUCCGGAAUCCUUCGACACUCUGCACUCCUACACGAACACGUUCCAAAUGCCUUUUGUCACUCCGUGGUUCCCUGAAAAGGUCAUUCCACCAUCGUCGGGUCUAAUCGACCACGCUGUGAGCAUGCGACCGGAUUACCAUAAAGCUAUCGUGGACACAAUACUGUAUUAUGGAUGGAAGGAAAUCAUUUAUAUGUAUGACUCGCAUGAUGGAUUACUGAGACUUCAGCAACUAUACCAGACUAUGCAGCCGGGCCGAACCGCGUUCCGCAUCGCACUCGUGAAGAGAAUUAAUAAUGCUUCUGACGCCAUGGAAUUCUUGUUGGCUUUGGAACAAUAUGACCGUUGGGGAAACAAGCGAAUAGUACUAGAUUGCAAUGCGAAAAACGCCAAAAACAUAUUGGUCGAACAUGUUCGUAAAGUGCAAUUGGGACGCAGGACUUAUCACUACAUGCUCAGCGGACUGGUUAUGGACGAUCAUUGGGAGAACGAAGUAACAGAAUACGGCGCAGUCAAUAUAACUGGGUUUUGCAUCGUCGACCACUCGCGUAAGAUUGUGCGCGAUUUCAUGGACGGUUUGCGGCGAAUGGAUCCUCGGUUCAAGGGGACCAUAUCGGCGGAGACAGCGCUCAUGUAUGAUGGUGUCCAAGUUGUAAUGGAUGCUUUGGGAAGGCUCUGGAGAAAGAAGCCAGAGGCCUUCAGGAGACGCGCUGCGGGACUAGCAAAUUCAACCAAAGUUAUUGAUUGCAACCCUGGAAAAAGCUGGGUAGUACCAUUUGAGCAAGGUGACAAAAUAUCUAGAUUGAUCAAAAAGACGGACAUUGAAGGUCUCACUGGAAACAUAUCAUUCAACGAGGAGGGUCAUCGACACAAUUUUACGCUACAUGUCGUCGAAAUGACCGUACAAAGUGCAAUGCUGAAGGUUGCUACAUGGAGCGAUGCCCAUGGUCUGCAAGUAGCGUCUCCGAAAUAUGUACAACUUCGUUCACCUGCCAGUUAUGACACCAACAAAACAUAUUCAGUGGUGUCUAUUCUCGAAGAACCAUAUCUCAUACAGAAAUCAACAGAAUACGGACAGAAAGAAGAAUUUAUUGGAUUCUGUAAAGACCUGAUGGAUCUAAUUGUGAGCAAAAUAGGAAUCAAAUACAAGAUAAAGCUGUUGAAAGAUGGCAAAUACGUUAACGAGCCUGUACCAGACGUCUACACUGGCGUAAUUGGCGAGAUUAUGAGAAAGGACGCAGACAUAGCUGUCGCUCCUUUAGCCGUAACACCUGAACGUGAACGAUUAGUGGACUUCAGCGAACCGUUUCUCUCAAUAGACACACCGAUCACUUACACAAGGACGCCAAAGCAGUUAUCGGACACAUUCAGUUUCCUUCGACCAUUAUCAAAAGAAAUAUGGCUUUGUGUAUUGUUCAGUUUCUUUGCUGUCAGCAUAGUACUGUUCUUAGUGUCAAGAUUCUCACCCCAUGAAUGGAAAUCUGUCUCGAUAUCAGAUACGCAACUGGACCAUGCCAUGAGUAGCACAAGUGAGAUUAUUUUGCACAACGAAUUCAGCAUUUGGAAUUCGUUCUGGUUUUCGCUCGGAUCCUUUAUGCAGCAAGGCAGUGACGUGGUGCCGAGGUCUUUAUCGGGAAGAAUUGUUGGAACAGUGUGGUGGUUUUUUGCUCUCAUCCUAGUUUGCUCGUACACGGCAAACCUAGCUGCGUAUCUCAUUGUGGAACGUAUUGCGGAACCGGCGCAUUCAACCAUCAACUAUGCACCAAACUUAGCUCAUACCGAAGCCAGUAAUUUGAAUUUACGGAGCAAUUUCGUGAGGGAUCCUGUUUUAAAUGAAGAUACUAUACCAGCUUAUUCUGAUGAUGGAGAAUCGUGUGGUCCAUCGCGUGUUUGUCGAUAUAAGCACGUUAAUUUCGCAAUCGCCACGGCAAAGGGAUCCCCUCUCAGGGAAGCUAUUAACUUGGCGAUAGUCAAUUUGAAAAAAGACGACGUUAUAUCUAAACUGUGGCGAAAAUGGGCUAACUAUAACAAGAAGCCGGAUUGUGAUGUAAUCAAAGAUGAGGAGACAUCCAUAACGGAAAUGACACUAAGUCAAGUGGCGGGGAUAUUCUAUGUGCUCGUGGGAGGAUUGGCGUUGGCGCUAGGAGUUGCAUUGGUAGAGUUUUGCCAGCACGGUCGCGCAGAGGCGGCACGAGCCAACGUUCCGCUACGGGCCGCCCUGCGGGCCAAAGCUCGUCUCGCUUCCCGCACGGAACGCAAGACGCCGCCACUACGCACACAAAGCGAUCACGAGCGCCUCGGUUGGAAUGGAGCGGCAUUCGCUGGGUACUUUACUUCUGGCACCCAGAUUUCCCAGGAGGAUGCUGUCCAUGCCAGCUUUACACACGUCUGAUCCGCGGAGAAGACCGGCGCCAACGUGCGUCAGUCUUCUACUACAAAAAUACCCAAUAACGGUGUAGAUCUUUAUCAACUUUAACAUCAUUUUUCAAUUGCUAUGACUUCUCAGCGCGGAUAUUAACAUCAUUUCUUUUUUUUUAUCGACUGCCUGACAGAUGAGAGACACAUACGUCAUGCAAGUCAAACUUUUGGUAGUGUUCGUUAUAUUUUUAGGGUAUUUCUCACUCUGCUUACAAAAAUGGUUGUUGCACUCCUUCCCCGCAUAAACUAAUACUGUGCCCCACUUUAGAAUCCUCCAUUAGCGUAAGCUUAGGAGUACCUGUAGUAAUUUGUAACCUAUGGUUUUUUUUAAUAUAUUUUUUUUCUAACAACUCACAUCCCGUUAUCGGACACUCAUAUGAUGUCAGACGAACUCUAUGCCUGGCAUGUAAUAUAAUAAUAUACAAUUAGACGUACCAACGCCUCACUUUUUCAAAGAUAAGUUGCCAGACUAUUAUUAAGAUGUCCUUUAAAUAGUAAAAGCAUGUUUAAAAAGGUAGGAAUUGAAAAACCUCAAGUAUUCCUCAUAUUAAAUACACACGUAGAAAUAUACCGAAUGAGAGACGGUGACGUAGUCAAAGGCAUUUAAUGGCUACUUAACCUAAUCCUUAACGACGGUUUUUGGAAGUAAUCAUUAAACUCUGAGUGCAGUAGUUAGUCAUGCUGUGUGGUGUAGUGACUGGAUCAUCAAGUGAUCAUCAUUUAUGAUAUAUAAAACAAGAAGGGCUUGUUGUGUAUGCAUGCUUUCUUUGAACAUUAAAGUACAAAUUGUGUUGCGUUUAUCUUAACAAAGGUUAGUCUUAAGAUGUAGUAUUGUUAUAUUAUAAGUAGGUGACGUAAGAAAAACAAAGCCAAACAAAUAGAGAACAAAAAUCGAGAGAAGUGCUAGUUUACUGUUCAUCAAACCAAUUUUGGCAUAAGCCUGAAAUAAAGACAUAUAAGUCAUAUAAAUACAUUUUAUAUUUGAU